Messenger RNA from Manacus vitellinus (golden-collared manakin), 2211 nucleotides. RefSeq names its product interleukin 22 receptor subunit alpha 2 (gene IL22RA2). Gene Ontology annotation, molecular function: interleukin-22 receptor activity; protein binding. Lineage: Eukaryota; Metazoa; Chordata; Aves; Passeriformes; Pipridae. The record is from RefSeq and is a predicted model, not a curated record.
AAUUAUUCAAAGCUGCACAGUUAGCAUUUUAGUAUAUCUGCUGCAGAUUUAGUGCUUGUAUAAUGAGGUAUAGGUGAUCAGCUGAACUGAGAGCCUGUGCCCAUCUGUCUGACCAAGGUCAGCUUCUUGAUUAGAUAUUGUCCAGUUUGCUGAAUAUAACUGGUUGCUUUUAAAUAAAGAAUAUCUUCAUUUGAACCAGAACUUGCACUUUUUCAACCUGACAAGUGUUUUGCCUCCACCUUUUCCCAAAGCAAAGAUGAUUCUCUGACAAAUUUUUUUUGUCUGCAGACAGAUGGUCUUCACAUCCAUUACUCCUUUGGUGGGAGUUGUUACAUAGUGCUGCAUUAAGUCAUACAAAAUUUGCAUUUUUCUCUUCUUGCUUGUCAUCUUGAGUUUGCAAAAAGAGAAUCCUGACCUUUGCCUAGUUGUACUAGUGCAUGAGCAGCUAAGCACUGGUGGGUGUCAGCAUCGGGGAGUUUUCUGAGGGAAGCAUGAGGGGCAAGGCCGGGCAGGAGGGCCAGCAAGCUCCCAGCUGCCUCCAGUAGCACCACAUCCACCACCAGCAACCGACUUGGCUGAGUUUUCCAUACGUCCCAGGAGCACAGAACUCCUCUCCCACCAGGCAGGAAUGCACGUGGCAUUAAAGCACUAGUAAGCACAAAGUGAGAUUUUUUUUUUUGUCUGGGAGCCUUGGCAUCUCCAGCCCUGGGGUCAAGCUUGUAGGGAUGCACAUAUUGGGAAGACAGGAUUCAGAUGACAGCGCUGACAAAUGCCAGUAUUUGUGCAGUUAGUGUUGCAGCGCACCUGCACCAGUUGGGGCAUAUGACUGGCAGUCUGAAAGUCCAACCCAGAGAGGCACUUUGGCCCAGUGGGCUGGGCUCACCUUCUCAUUCCCUGCUAGGAGGCUGGUAGUCUCGCAGCCUCCCAUCAUCUGUCCAGCAGCCCAUGUGGUGUGAACGUGCUGCCCAACAGCCAGCAGCAAUUUCACAGCCCCUCAUUCUUCUAAUGAUACACUCCUAGAUGAUGUCCUGCUGUGAACACACCUGCAAACUCUGUCUCUUGCAUUUGACCCAGAGACAGUCCAUCAAACCAGAGGACAACCCUCAGCUAAAUUAAACCAAACCGGGGAAUUUGGGAAACCACUGAGGGGAAGUCUGGAGUGGUUAACAAUUACUUCCUCAUAAGACAUGCCCAAGAGGAAGAGAGGUGCUUUUCAGUCAUGGAGCGCUCUUCUAAGCAUGAGGAGGAUCAUGCUUUCCUUCCUCUGCUUACUGAUGCACCUGCUUCAGGAUGAGAUAACUUCACUUUCACUUAUGGAAAACCAAGACCUGCAAGACUCGAUUAAGCCACAGAAGGUAGAGUUUCGUUCGUUAAACUUCAACAGCACUUUGCAUUGGCAGCCUGGGUGGGCCAGAGAGGCAAGAGACACACUCUACUUUGUGCAGUAUAAAGUUUAUGGGCAGACCACAUGGCAAAACAAACAUGACUGCUGGGGAAUUCAAAGCCAUGUCUGUGACCUAACACAUGAGACCUCUGACAUCCGGGAGCCUUACUAUGGAAGAGUGAAAGCUGCAUUGGCUGGUGUCUAUUCCAACUGGAGCCUCAGCUGCAGAUUCACUCCCUGGCGAGAAACUACAAUAGGACCUCCAAUAGUAACUGUGGUUCAUAGCAACAAAUCCAUUGUAGUAAAGCUCCAGCCUCCCCAUUCUCCAUAUAAAAGGAAGAAAGGCAGCAAGAUACCAAUGACAAAUUAUUAUGAUCUGGUGUAUCAAGUCUUCAUAAUUAACAACUUGCUAGAUGAGCAACACAGAGUCCUGGUGUAUGAAGGAAAAGACAAGGUUAUUAAAAUAAAAGAUUUGAGGCCUGGAGUCAGCUACUGCAUCGUGGCUAAAACCUAUGUGCCCAUACUGGACCGCAGCAGUGCCUACAGCAGCAGGCAAUGCACUGUGCUGCACUGACAGGGAUAAUGGCAGAAGAUGCUUUCCAUCACAGAUCCAGCUGUAAAUCAACAUCUGUUGUCUAUGUCUGGAAUACAUACUUGGACACUUUUUAAACUAACCUUUGCUGCAUUAAAUUAUUUGAUUCCUCGCAAUCAUUUUAUGCUACAUGAAGGUCAAGGAUUGUUUGUAUGUCCUAUAUUACAAUUUAUGAUGGUAUAUAUUUGCAUUUUCAAAGGAAACAGUCUUGUAAUAUAAAAGAAAAAAACAUGCA